Thlaspi arvense is the source of this 1017-nucleotide messenger RNA. Lineage: Eukaryota; Viridiplantae; Streptophyta; Magnoliopsida; Brassicales; Brassicaceae. The record is from the annotation of a GenBank genome assembly.
GAUUUGAACCAAAAUACCUCUUUGGGGCAUACCAAUCUUUUCUAUUAUCAAAUGAUAUCUGUUUUAUUUGCAGUGAUUGUAGAAAUUCCAUUUUCCCUAAGAUUAGGAUCCUCUUUCGAAGGAAAACAAUUAAAAAAAUCUUAUAAUUUACAAUCCAUUCAUUCAAUAUUUCCCUUUUUUGAAGAUAAAUUAACACAUUUUAAUUAUGUGUUAGAUGUACUAAUACCUUACCCGAUCCAUCUAGAAAUCUUGGUUCAAACCCUACGUUACCGGGUAAAAGAUGCCUCUUCUUUGCAUUUUUUUCGGUUCUGUCUAUACGAGUAUUAUAAUUGGAAGAAUUUUGAUAUUAAAAAAACAUCAAUUUUGAAUCCAAGAUUUUUUUUGUUUUUAUAUAAUUCUCAUGUAUGUGAAUACAAAUCCAUCUUUUUUUUUCUACGCAAGCGGUCUUCUCAUUUACGAUCGAUAUCUUAUAAAGUCCUUUUUGAGCGAAUUUUAUUCUAUUUUAUGGGUUAUCUGUCAAGUUUGCGAUUAAAUCCUUUAGUGGUACAUAGUCAAAUGCUAGAAAACUCUUUUUUAAUAGAUAAUGUUAGAAUAAAAUUGUAUAGCAAAAUUCCAAUUUCUUCUAUUAUUAGAUCGUUGGCUAAAGAUAAAUUUUGUAAUGUAUUAGGGCAUCCCAUUAGCAAAGCGACCUGGACGGAUUCAUCAGAUUCUGAUAUUCUCAACCGAUUUGUGCGUAUAUGCAGAAAUAUUUCUCAUUAUUACAGCGGAUCCUCAAAAAAAAAGAAUUUGUAUCGAAUAAAAUAUAUACUUCGUCUUUGUUGUGUUAAAAUUUUGGCUCGUAAACACAAAAGUACUGUACGUGCUUUUUUAAAAAGGUUGGGUUCGAGUUUAUUGGAAGAAUUUCUUACGGGGGAAGACCAAGUUCUUUCUUUAAUCUUCCCAAGAAGUUAUUAUGCUUCUAAAAGAUUAUAUCGAGUUCGGAUUUGGUAUUUGGAUAUUCUUUCUCUUAAUGAUUUG